Molecule: messenger RNA, 5555 nt
Organism: Syngnathus typhle (broad-nosed pipefish)
Lineage: Eukaryota; Metazoa; Chordata; Actinopteri; Syngnathiformes; Syngnathidae
Product: phospholipid-transporting ATPase ID-like
Exons: 29
Coding region: 169-3744 (1191 amino acids)
Biological process (GO): phospholipid translocation; Golgi organization
Cellular component (GO): plasma membrane
Molecular function (GO): ATP binding; ATPase-coupled intramembrane lipid carrier activity; magnesium ion binding
Source: RefSeq, a predicted model, not a curated record
CCUGCGAUAAUUGUUCAGUACUUUGUACCAGGCUGAAGUCUGAAAGUCCAAAGUGAAGGCGUUCUUUGUUAGGGAACAUUUUUCUUUCUUUCAGCCAUGUUUCCAUGAAUGUGGAAGACCUUAAAGGAUUAUUGUUGGAGCUGUACAUUAUGAAGAAACAGAAAUAAAAUGGGAUCAGUGGAAUCCUACUUUGGACGGCUGUGUGGGCAACAGCAAAACAAAGAGGAGGAGAGACUUUUGCGAGCCAAUGACAGACCUUUCAACUUGUCCUACAACUAUGCCAAUAACGCCAUCAAGACAUCCAAAUACAACAUCUUUACCUUCCUUCCGCUUAACCUUUUUGAGCAGUUCAGGAGGCUCGCCAACAGCUAUUUCCUCUUCCUCUUUGUACUUCAGCUCAUCCCACAAAUCGCCUCGCUCUCGUGGUUCACCACAGCCGUGCCGCUUAUUUUGGUGCUUUCCAUAACAGCCGUCAAAGAUGCCACAGAUGAUAUUAACAGGCACAAGAGUGACAACCAAGUGAACAACCGCAAAGUGAACGUCCUCAUCGAUGGGGAACUUCAAAGUGAAAAAUGGAUGAAUGUUCAGGUUGGAGAUGUCAUUAAACUGGAAAAUAACCAGUUUGUUACAGCAGACCUCCUCCUGCUUUCGAGCAGUGAGCCUCUAAAUCUAGUCUAUGUGGAAACUGCAGAACUCGACGGUGAAACCAAUCUGAAGGUGAAACAGGCGUUGACUCUCACUGGAGAGAUGGGAGACACCAUCGAAGCACUGGCCAGCUUCAAAGGUGAAGUCAGAUGCGAACCGCCAAACAACCGCCUGGACAAAUUUAAAGGGACGCUAGCAGUAGAUGGACAAACGUACUCUUUGGAUAACGACAAAGUGCUUCUACGUGGAUGCACUUUGAGAAACACAGAGUGGUGCUUCGGACUGGUUAUUUUUGGAGGCCCGGACACAAAGCUGAUGCAGAACAGCGGAAAGACGACGUUCAAACGCACCAGCGUUGAUCACCUUAUGAAUGUUUUGGUGCUUUGUAUCUUUGGCUUCCUGGCUACCAUGUGCUCCGUUCUAACCAUCGGCAACGCAAUCUGGGAGAUAAAGGAAGGCUCGGCGUUCACUAUGUUCCUCCCACGGGAACCCGGGGUUGACGCUCAUCUUUCAUCGUUCCUCACCUUCUGGUCUUACGUCAUCGUUCUCAACACGGUGGUGCCGAUAUCGCUCUAUGUCAGCGUGGAGAUCAUCCGUCUUGGGAAUAGUUUUUACAUCGACUGGGACAGGAAGAUGUAUUACCCCAAAAGCGACACUCCUGCUCAGGCCAGGACCACCACUCUGAACGAGGAGUUGGGUCAGAUCAAAUAUAUCUUCAGCGACAAGACUGGCACCUUGACGCAGAACAUCAUGGCUUUUAAUAAGUGUUCCAUCAAUGGCAAAAACUAUGGUGAGCUUUUAGAUUUUGCGGGACAAAGGAUGGAAAUUACAGAGAAGACACCAAGGGUCGACUUCUCGUGGAACCAGCUGGCCGAUCCAAAAUUCAUUUUUCAUGACCGCAGUUUGGCAGAUACCAUCAGGGAGGGCAAUUUGGAAGCUCAGGCUUUUUUCCGUUUGUUAGCUCUGUGCCACACCGUCAUGCCCGAAGAAAAGAAAGAGGGAGAGCUUUACUACCAGGCUCAGUCACCUGAUGAAGGCGCUCUGGUCACCGCCGCGAGAAAUUUCGGCUUUGUGUUCCGUUCACGUACACCGGAGACCAUCACGGUGGUGGAGAUGGGCGAACGAGUCGUCUAUGAUCUUUUGGCUGUUUUAGAUUUCAAUAAUGUACGCAAGAGGAUGUCAGUCAUAGUGCGGAAUCCUGAAGGCAAGCUGACUCUGUACUGCAAAGGAGCAGACACCAUCAUCUACGAGAGGCUCCACACCUCCUGCAACAAACUCAUGGGCAUCACCACCGGACAUCUCAACGAAUACGCAGGCGACGGUCUCCGCACUUUGGUUCUGGCUUACAAGGAUUUGGAUGAGAGCUAUUUGAAGGAGUGGAUGCAGCGUCACCAUGUGGCCAGCACUGCCAUGGACGAAAGGGAUGAGAAACUCGAUGAGCUGUAUGAAGAGAUUGAGAAAGACUUGCUGCUUCUGGGAGCAACGGCUGUAGAAGACAAAUUGCAGGAUGGUGUCCCUCAGACAAUCGAGCAGCUGGCCAAAGCUGGUAUCAAAAUCUGGGUGUUGACCGGAGAUAAACAAGAGACGGCAGAGAACAUCGGCUAUUCCUGCAACAUGCUGCGAGAGGAGAUGAAGGACAUUUUUGCUGUGUCAGCAAAUACAGCAGAAGAAGUGAAAAAGGAGCUUGUGUGUGCAAGGAGGAAAAUGUGUCCAGAAGGAGCCGAUGCACCGACUGUGACCAAAGCUCGUGCGGGCCUCUUCUGGCUUGAGAAGACAGAAACUGUGCAUGAUGACAAAGUGGAUGGAGAAUACGCCCUUGUUAUAAAUGGACACAGUCUGGCCUUUGCCUUGGAGAAAGAUUUGGAGUUGGAACUAUUGAGAACCGCAUGCAUGUGCCAAACGGUGAUCUGCUGUCGGGUCACUCCACUGCAAAAAGCCCAAGUCGUCCAACUGGUGAAGAAAUACAAACAGGCGGUCACUCUGGCCAUCGGGGACGGAGCCAAUGAUGUCAGCAUGAUCAAGGCUGCACAUAUCGGCGUCGGGAUCAGCGGUCAAGAAGGCAUGCAGGCGGUUCUGUCCAGCGACUUCUCCUUUGCUCAGUUCCGUUAUCUACAGCGCCUCCUGCUGGUGCACGGGCGCUGGUCAUACCUGCGCAUGUGCAAGUUUCUGCAGUAUUUCUUUUAUAAAAACUUCACCUUCACCUUUGUGCAUUUCUGGUACGCCUUCUUCUGCGGUUUCUCGGCACAGACUGUGUAUGAUGAGUGGUUCAUCACCUUGUACAACCUCGUGUACACGGCUCUCCCUGUCCUGGGCAUGAGUCUUUUUGACCAGGAUGUGAAUGACCGAUGGAGUUUCCAGUAUCCACAGCUCUACUCCCCAGGGCCUCUGAACAUUUACUUCAAUAAGAAAGUUUUUGUCCGCUGCAUGAUCCACAGUUGCUAUAGCUCCCUCAUCCUCUUCUUCAUCCCGUGGGCGGCUAUGCAUGACACGGUCCGAGACGAUGGCAAAGACAUUGCGGAUUAUCAGUCCUUCGCUUUACUGGCGCAGACGUGUUUGCUUGUUGUGGUCAGCAUCCAGCUGUGUCUCGACACGCAUUACUGGACCGCCGUGAACCAGUUUUUCGUGUGGGGCAGCCUUGCAGCCUACUUUGCGACCACGUUCACCAUGUACAGCAACGGAAUGUUUCUAAUUUUUACCUCCACGUUCCCCUUCAUUGGUACAGCGAGGAAUUCUCUGAACCAGCCGAAUGUGUGGCUGCUUAUACUCUUGACAACACUCCUGUGUAGUCUGCCAGUGGUUGCUUUCCGUUUCAUUGUCAUUCAGCUUCGUCCUACCGCCAAUGACAAGGUGAGACAUAAGUUGCGUAAAGAAGCAUUGCCAGCCCCUGCUCCUCGUCGUCCACCGGUCCGGCGAAUCAGCACGAGGCGCUCGGGCUACGCGUUCUCUCAUGCUAAAGGCUACGGCGACCUGGUGACAUCUGGAAGAUUCCUGCGUCCUCGAAAGAAUCGGCCCGCCCUGUUCAGACAAACGGACUCUCCCCUGGCACAGAACCAGCCGCAACACUACCGGACCAUCACAGAGGAGUCAGAGCAGCACUAGUGACAUUCAAAUUCCAUGCAUAUUCCCAAAAGGCCACGCGGUGCUGUCAGAUGGCUCACCAUCCUUCAGUGAAGGUCACCGCAUGAUCCUGCUGCAUGGUGGGCGCCGCCAUGUGUUAUAAAUAGCCUCAUGCUAACCACAAACAUGACACUAACAUAUUCACCCCCCCCCCCAAACCAUCUCAUGCGGUCUUCUGAAAUUAUGUUUACCUACAAGUGAGGCUAUAGGUAGCAUUGAGCACUGACUCAGCAAGACAUGCAUGAGAUGGCCGAUUAACUGAAUGGAAUAAAUCUAUUCACCUUUUAUAUAAACUUUUCAAAGAGUUAAAGUUCAAGUUAAACACGCAGUCAGAUUGGAAGCAGGACCGGAGUGGCCAUCUGAUGCGGUCCUAUUUAAUUCUAUUCCUCAAUUGGCUUAACCCAAUUUGGCCCACAAUUUAAAUUGAACAGCCCAUCGAUCCAUUUACAUUACAGACGGCAAACUUUCCUUUAGAUGCACCUGAUUUUAUAAAUAAAACCCUUUUCGGUCGCUAUAAUGAAUCAAAAGUUUUGUUCAAUCCCACCUAGGACUAGUCCGCAUCAUGGCAGAUUGGGACCACUGCCCUAGGGAUUCUCUAAACUCCAAAGGGGUUUGCAUUUGCACAUCGCUAGAAUAAGCUAAGCCUCUUCGUCCGUCAUUUGGGUUAAGAUCAAACCACGGCAGCGGUUUCAUUCUCAGUAUACUUGACAGACCAGUGUGACACAGAGAGACGAAUGACUCGAGACUAAGCGGUGUCAGUUGUAAACCUCAGAUCUAAAUAAAGGAUUACCCCCCCGACCUUAUAAAGUGUGCAGUCUGUACUGACACAUUAGCAGGCAAGGGAGUGCAAUGCAUGUCAGAAGACCCAAGAUAUCAUGUGAAGAUUUCUAAACCACACCGUUAUCGGCAGGAAUUAUACCCGUCGCAAAUCUCCACUUGGAAGUGAUCCAUCUGUCAUGAUUUUUUAUCAGUUAUUCCGGAAUAUAAUUGUUUUUGCUUAAUCAUAAUGAGGCUAAUAUCAGAUUUUGGGAUUCUACCUGGGAGAUUGCUUCGUCAUUUUGGCACAAUGCAUAAAAACGUCCUGAACUCGUGUUUUGGACUGAUAAAAAAAAAAAAAUCAGGGCAAAGUCCUGAUGACCUCCUUUAAAGUGUGUCAGUCCAACGGGCCUUUCUUGGCUAAGAGAGGCAGGUUGUUGAUCCCACCAAGGUUCAACGUCCAAAAUCGAAGCGGCAGCUCAUGCGCGUAUGACUCACACUGAAGAAAAAAGGCCUUCUAAAUGAAGAGGCACCUCAGGGAUCCUAUUUCAAUACGCUUCCAUUUAGAGUUAGAAGUUCAAACUAGCAAUCUUGAAAAAAAAAGAAAAAUGGAAAAACAUUAUGCAAGCUCACGGUAUUUGAUUGCUUUGUUGAAUUGCAAUUAUUUUUUUAUUCUCUGUAAACAAACAGUGCAGAUUAAUGAUUUGCAGAGUUGGCCAUUGUAAACAAACCUCCAGCACAAUACGACUUUUUUUUUUGCCCUCUGAGUCAUUCCAAAUUAGCUAUUUGGAUGCAUAUUCAAGUUUUUUGUUCUCGCCUCAAGGGAAAAUAAAAUGAAAUGUGUUUACUCAUUAGAACUAGUAACAGUGGUCAGUUCCAGUUGGUGCACGUUGGACUCAAUAUGCAAGCUAAGUCUUGUCAGGAAUGUUUGCAGUUUGAACUUAGAUCGUUAUGUGGCUCCUUUUUGUUUGCACCCCCCCAAAUAAAAAACUUCACAUGCAAACAUGCUCAUGUCAAAAAUCACAAGUGGCAGACAA